This is a messenger RNA of Ogataea haglerorum, 1665 nucleotides long. RefSeq lists its product as uncharacterized. Lineage: Eukaryota; Fungi; Ascomycota; Pichiomycetes; Pichiales; Pichiaceae. Gene Ontology annotation, molecular function: protein binding. The record is from RefSeq and is a predicted model, not a curated record. The transcript is spliced from 2 exons. Bases 1 to 1665 code for a protein of 554 amino acids.
AUGCCAGGUCAAAUUCAGCCGCUCGUCAGACCUCUCGCGCCACACGAAGGAGCAGCACUCGUCGAUCGUCAAGCCGUUUGUGUGUGGCGGUGUGAACCCGGACGGCACGGCGUGGGGGUGCGGCAAGCGAUUCUACCGCAAGGACCAGCUGAAAAGCCAUCUCAACACCACCAAGGCCGGGUUCAAGUGUCUGCAGCGCAACUUCGCUGUCAUGAUGGUGCCGGGCGGGCCCGACCCGGACCUGUGCGGGCUGUAGAUAGGUUUAGAUAUACGAGUAACGAGAGCAACGCCCACGAAUUUCAGUUCGCGAAAAUACUUUCCCUCCUUAUUUAUGAUCGACCCGAGCGUGCGAUUGCGCUCCGCCAUCGUCGACGGCCAGCUCCCGAUCGUCGCCCGCCUGCUCAACCGCUACCCGGACCUGCUCGACAACAUCGACCCGGCCAACGGGUGGUCGAACCUGCACUACGCCGCGUACCACGACCGGCUCGAGAUAUGCGACCUGCUAUCACCAGCGAGGACGAGAUAAAGCUCACGUUCCAGCACGACACCGUGAUCCACACCGCCUGCUCCAACAACGCGCACCGCAGCCUCGAGCUGCUGCUGGCGUAUUUCAGCGUGUGCAUCGACCAGCGCGGCCACCACGGCUACACCGCGUCGCACGUGUGCUGCGUGGCGAACUUUGCGCUGUGUCUGGGCGUGCUGCUGGAGAACGGCGCAUACCCGAACAUCCAGGACGACGACGGCAACAGCCCGCUGCACCUGGCGCUGGAGUACGGCGCGCUCGACUGCGUCGACCUGCUUGUCGCGUACAAGGCGGACGGACAGCUGGUGAACAACGCGGGCUGGAAACCGGAGGACCUGGCGUACGAUUUCGAGGUCCUGUCGCGGUACAAGGCGAUGCAGACGCGCCCGCCCGCGCUGGCGUCGUUGCCUUCGCUCGCGAGCCAGCCGAGCGACGCGCCGGGGCCGCUCAACGCGAAGGUCUCGCUGCCGUCGAUCCAGCACCGCAAGUUCUCGCUCUCGUCGCACGCCUCGUCCGACAGCGACACAGACGACCAGUACGUGGGCGACAGCAACUCUGUGUCGACGUCGUCGUCGCUCCGGCUCACCAGAGACCCGUCGCCCGUGAGCGACGCGGCUCAGGGCCCGUCAAGCUCGAACAGCCUGGCCAGCGUGCACGAGCACCGGCCAGGGCUCGCGCGCAAGGCGCCGCCGACGCCGCCCAGAAAGCUCUCCAUCCCGGCUCCCGCGUCGGUGACGUCGUCGCUCAGCACGCAGUCGCCCGCCUCGAAACGGUCCUCGAUGAGCAUGCGCAAUUUCCGGUCGAACUCGCAGACGUCGGAGUCGUCGCCGAUGAAGCCGCAGAACCGGCUGUUCUCGCGGCCGCACGCGCAGAGCUCGCCCGUCGUGCCCGAGAACGAGCCCGUCCCCGUGCCGGCGUCGAAACUGAGCAACUUCCGGCUGCAGAACGAGAACCGUGUCAAGCUCGGACUGAAGCUGGACAGCAUGAUGCGGUCGCAGGAGAGCCUGGCGCAGGAGGCGGCCAGCGAGCCCGGCGUGCCGCGCGUGAUGCGCUCGAAUACAGAGCCCGCCGCAGACCACGCGCAGAAACGGUCGCGCAUCCUGUCGAUCCCGAUCGCAAGUCUACGCUCUCGGAAAAAUUAG